Messenger RNA from Phycodurus eques (leafy seadragon), 1700 nucleotides. RefSeq names its product dehydrogenase/reductase (SDR family) member 7B (gene dhrs7b). The transcript is spliced from 7 exons. Gene Ontology annotation, molecular function: oxidoreductase activity. The record is from RefSeq and is a predicted model, not a curated record. Bases 298 to 1239 code for a protein of 313 amino acids. NCBI's taxonomy places the organism in Eukaryota, Metazoa, Chordata, Actinopteri, Syngnathiformes, Syngnathidae. Gene Ontology annotation, cellular component: membrane.
UAUCAAACCAGAGCAUCUAACGUGUUUUUAAUCUUACGUUUAUGUAAAAAAAAAUAAACAACACACAUUCACACAAAAUAAACAUAGUAACGCGUUUUGUACAACACGUGAAUCGUUUUUAUGCUGCUGGUGACAGGCAGAGUAAAACGUCAACUCCCAUGAACAAUUGCGAGAUACAACCCGGAAGUAAAUGGCGUGGUCCUUUGGCGUCUUGCGAGAUCGACGUCAGUCAGUGUUGUGUAUGUGAAAACUAGAUACGAGUCGAGACUCAAGUGAGCCACUGUGCAAAUCAAGGUGAUGGAGCGUGUCACUGGUGGAGGAACGCUGCUGGCACUGCUUCUCGCAAGCGUGGGGUUUUUAGUUCUCUAUCGCAUACUGGGCCGACUUCGAGCUGGAGCUGCUCUACAGGAUGCAGUGGUGGUCAUCACGGGCGCCACCUCUGGAUUGGGCAAAGAAUGUGCACACGUGUUCCACAGCGCAGGGGCUCGAUUGGUGUUAUGUGCUCGAGAUGCAAGUCGACUGCAGCAGGUGGUGAAGGAGCUGAAUGCAAGCGCAAGGGGCGGAAAGCCGCAGCAGAGGUACGUUCCCAGGACUGUUACCUUCGACCUGGCCGACACACAUUCGAUAGACAGAGCGGCCGAGGACAUCUUGAAGUGUUACGGACGAGUGGAUGUCCUCAUUAAUAAUGCCGGGAUCAGUUACCGUGGCAACAUACUGGAUACUCACAUAUCGGUUCAGAGGGAUGUCAUGGAAACAAAUUACUUCGGGCCAAUCGCUCUUACGCAAGCUCUCCUGCCAUCCAUGGUUCGACAGCGCAGCGGCCACAUUGUUGUCAUCAGCAGCGUUCAGGGCAAGAUAGCUAUUCCUUACAGAUCGGCCUAUGCAGCGUCCAAACACGCCACCCAGGCCUACUUUGAUUGUUUACGGGCUGAGGUAGAGCGUUACGGAAUUCCAGUGACUGUCAUUAGUCCAGGAUAUAUCAGGACAAAUCUGUCCGUCAAUGCUGUCAUGGGCGACGGCUCCAAAUAUGGCGUUGUGGACACGACCACAGCGACGGGUCGGGAUCCCAGGGAUGUGGCUCACGCAGUUCUGAAAGCUGUGCGUCACAAGAGCAAAGACGUUGUUUUGGCUGGACCUUUGCCCAUGGCGGCCAUUUAUCUCCGCACACUGUGGCCUGCCCUCUUCUUUAAAAUCACGUCGUCUCGCGCUCGUAAGGAACACAAACAGAAAAAUACUUGAGGCCACAAGGACAAAUAUGGACACGGGAUGUUGAUUGUCUGUGAAAUAAACCAGAAAACUUGUGAAUAAAUAAUGUUGGUUGUUUGUAUAAUUUUGGGAAGUAAAUAUUUAUCUUGUCACAUUUUCAACAUUAGUGUUUAAAAAGCUUCUGCUGAAAAUAAUCCUAAACAUGGUUUUUUUUUUGUAUGUGACCUUAUUUCUGAGCUCUACGUUUUAGGCACCUAAAAAAGAUGAGACACUUUUUUGGGGGGAAAGUUUGCAGCUCCAUUUUCAGUAAUUAGUUGCAGUUGCAUUCUUUGUUCAAGGUCACAAAUAUGGUGGUAGUCCCAAGUCCUAAACAACCCAUGUGUCUACUUCAUGCCAAAGUCUGUACCAAAGUUUCAAAUUGUCUUCCCUUUUAAUAACAUUAUUCCAAGCAUUUUUUUGUCAGUUCCCUUUUCAAAAUAAACAACAAUAGUUGA